Diutina rugosa is the source of this 828-nucleotide messenger RNA. It is a transcript of the gene FRP3, whose product is annotated as putative ammonium permease. Gene Ontology annotation, molecular function: acetate transmembrane transporter activity. Gene Ontology annotation, cellular component: plasma membrane. The coding region runs from base 1 to 828 and encodes 275 amino acids. The record is from RefSeq and is a predicted model, not a curated record. The transcript has a single exon. Lineage: Eukaryota; Fungi; Ascomycota; Pichiomycetes; Serinales; Debaryomycetaceae.
AUGUCCGACAUUGAAAACCAGCAACCCAGAGACCACACGUUGGCCGUGGACAACGACCCCAUUGCCAUCCACGACGACUCCGCUGAAAUCCUGAAGGUCCACACCGACGGCGAGUACAUCCAAUUUGGUAAUGAACGUUACCUUCGCUCGGAGCUCGUCCAGGCUUUCGGGGGUACCUUGAACCCCGGGUUGUCGCCCCCUCCCAAGCACGACUUUGCCAACCCUGCUCCCUUGGGUCUUUGCGGUUUCGCGUUGACCACCUUCGUGUUGUCGUUGAUCAACGUCGAAGCCAGAGGUGUCAAGAUCCCCAACAUCGUCGUGGGUCUUGCCUACUUCUACGGGGGCUUGGCCCAGUUGGUUGCUGGUAUGUUUGAAAUCGCUGUUGGUAACACUUUUGGUGGUGCCGCUCUUUCCUCGUACGGGGCGUUCUGGGGUACCUGGGCCGCCAUUUACACUCCCUCGUUUGGUAUCCAAGACGCUUAUAAGGACAAGGAAACCGGGGUGUUGGACAAGAGAAUGUUCUCUAAUGCUGUUGGUAUCUACUUGAUUGGCUGGUUCAUCUUUACCUUCUUCAUGAUGUUGAUGACCCUCAAGUCUACCCUCGCCUUCUUCCUCGUGUUCUUCUUCCUUGCGAUUACGUUUUUGUUGUUGGCCAUUGCUGAAUUCAAGACUAACGGUACCGCUGUCAAGAAGGCUGCCGGUGUGUUUGGUUUGUUGACGGCGUUUGCUGCGUGGUAUAAUGCUUAUGCCGGUAUUGCCAACGAACAGAACUCGUACAUCACUAUCAAGGCUUUGCCCUUGCCCGACUUGCAAAACAGAGGCAAGUAA